Magallana angulata is the source of this 740-nucleotide messenger RNA. RefSeq names its product chromatin accessibility complex protein 1-like. The record is from RefSeq and is a predicted model, not a curated record. Gene Ontology annotation, molecular function: protein heterodimerization activity. The transcript has 3 exons. Bases 27 to 347 code for a protein of 106 amino acids. NCBI's taxonomy places the organism in Eukaryota, Metazoa, Mollusca, Bivalvia, Ostreida, Ostreidae. Gene Ontology annotation, cellular component: CHRAC; nucleus.
GUGGCUUGUUGUACUUCUCGCUGAAAAUGGCGGAAAAACAAACUGAGAAAGACGGACAAUGCGUUUUACCGUUGUCUAGAAUUAGGACAAUAAUGAAAAGUUCUCCAGAUGUCGGUAGCAUAAGUCACGAGGCGCUGUUUUUGACCGGAAAGGCAACGGAAAUGUUUGUGAAAAAUUUAGCCACCAUUUCAAGGGAGAAAAGCAAAGACAAGAUGAAUGUCAACUAUAAGGAUCUGGCUGAAGUUGUCAACUCCGAUGAUGUUCUCCAGUUUCUUCAAGAUAUCAUCCCUCGGAAGAUCAAAGCCAGAGAAUAUCUGGAGAAGCUGGAAGAUGAGGAUUCCUCCUGAUAUCUUAUCAUACACAGGCCUGACCGGGCCCAACAACCAAUCAAAUUGCUUCAAAUAAGCAUAACAUUCAAAGACAGAAUUUUCAUUUUCAAGAAAAAGUUGGUAGACAACCAUGUAUUUCUGAGGAGUAAGAUACAUUGACAAGAACAACGACAAAUAAGAAAUUGUUUACUUCAUUUUAGUUGCAGCUUUGUAAGUUGAUGACUUAUUUUGAAAUGUAUUAUGGCAUUUUGUCAUGUUGGAAGAUUUGUUUAUGUAUGAUAACAUCAUUUAGUUUAAGGAUUAUUUUGUGGGGGGCAGACCCCCAGCUUUUUCUGUGAAACCUUCCUAAGAUGGAUUGUUAGAUUGUUGAGAAGAAUUUGCUCUUUCCAAUAAAAUUAUACAAAUAUUAAA